Molecule: messenger RNA, 2447 nt
Organism: Megalops cyprinoides (Indo-Pacific tarpon)
Lineage: Eukaryota; Metazoa; Chordata; Actinopteri; Elopiformes; Megalopidae
Gene: dars2
Product: aspartyl-tRNA synthetase 2, mitochondrial
Exons: 17
Coding region: 353-2353 (666 amino acids)
Biological process (GO): aspartyl-tRNA aminoacylation
Cellular component (GO): cytoplasm; mitochondrion
Molecular function (GO): nucleic acid binding; ATP binding; aspartate-tRNA ligase activity
Source: RefSeq, a predicted model, not a curated record
AGGAAGGGCAUCUUCGCAUGUGUUCCUUGUUGAAGCUGUGUGUGGAAGGGGGGGAAAUGUUAUUAUUUACAUACAGAUGACUUGUGAAACCUUUGAAAAUGAAAUGUACUGCUAACUUGGCAUUAUACGUAAUAUAUUAGCUGGCCAGCUACGCAAGUCAUGUGUCGGUGUGAGCCAAACAGCUAGCUGUCAACAAUUUGUCUUUCACAUAGCUAGCUAAACUACUUAACCGCUUUACUGAAGUUUUACCACUUAGAAAGAGCAGCGAGCUUCCAAGCUUUAGACCUGUUUGUCAGUCUGACAUAAACAUGUGGACAGAGUAAGUGAUCCGAGUAGCUAAUUCAGCGUAAUCAUGUCUUGCAAAAUCGGAAUUUUGUGUCAGCGAGUACUACUAAAUGCUGCCUGGCGACAGCAAUUUGGAAGGGUUCCGGUCAGAUGGAGAAAUUUUGGUGCAACCAGAAGUCCAGUGUCUCUCGCCAAACCAAGGAUCAUUCCAUGGAUGUGCAACCCUUGCAGAUUAUCUCACAGCCGUUGCGCAGAAGGUCUGAACAGUUUCUCGUUCAGGACUCACACAUGCGCAGAACUGCGCUCCAAACAUGUUGGACAGGAGGUCACUCUGUGUGGAUGGGUCCAGUACCUGAGACAUGAUUUGUUUGUUGUCCUGCGAGAUUUCAGUGGCCUGACACAAGUUCUUAUUCCACAAGAUGAGUCUUCAGUCCAUCUGAAGAAAGCCCUCAGUGAACUACCCUUGGAGUCUGUUGUCAAGGUAACAGGAAAGGUAGAACGUCGUCCACCAGGACAAGAGAACAAGGAGAUGCCCACGGGAGAAAUUGAGGUCCAUGUAAAGAGCCUGGAGGUUCUGAAUGUCUGCCAGAAACUUCCCUUUGAAAUCAAAGACUUUGUGAAAAAAUCGGAGUCCCUCCGUAUGCAGUACAGGUACUUGGACCUUCGCUCCUCUCAAAUGCAGUACAACCUGAGGCUGAGGUCUCAGCUGGUGAUGAAAAUGAGAGAUUAUCUGUGCAAUAUUCAUGGAUUUGUGGAUGUGGAAACGCCAACCUUAUUUAAAAGGACCCCAGGAGGCGCAAAGGAGUUUGUAGUGCCGUCUAGGGAACCGGGUCGAUUUUAUUCGCUGCCACAGAGUCCACAGCAGUUUAAACAAUUGCUCAUGGUGGCUGGAAUUGACAGGUACUUCCAGAUAGCUCGCUGCUAUAGAGAUGAGGGCUCCAAGCCCGACAGACAGCCUGAAUUCACACAGGUGGAUAUCGAGAUGUCUUUUGUGGACCAGGCUGGUAUCCAAAGCCUGAUUGAGGGCCUGAUCCAGCACUCCUGGCCCAAGGAGAAGGGACCAGUCAGCAUCCCCUUCCCCUCCAUGAGUUACAGUGAUGCCAUGAGGGACUACGGCGUGGACAAACCAGACACCCGCUUUGGUAUGAAGCUCAUGGACGUCAGUGAAGUAUUUCACGACACAGAAGUGGGGUUCCUGAGGGAAGCUCUCCACCAAGUGGAGGGAUGUAUUCAGGCAAUCUGUGUGUCAGACGGAGCAAAACAUUUGAAGAACAAGGAUUUGGAAUCCCUUAAACAAAGUACCAAGGUCCAGUUUAAUCAGGAAGUGAGUGUGGUGUUGCUGAAAGAAGAUGGCACGUGGAAAUCUCCCCUUAGCAAGCUCUUGCCUGAUACCGUCAAGCAGCAGCUGCUCCAGAGAGCACAGGCUAAACCAGGGGACCUGCUGCUAUUGGCUGCUGGGGCAAGAGAGAGUGUGUGCCCCCUAUUGGGGAACCUGAGGCUGCAGUGCGCAGAGCUUCUGGAAGGUCGGGGUGUCACCAUCCGAGACCCUUCUGCUUUUCACUUCCUGUGGGUGGUGGACUUCCCGCUGUUCUUGCCUAAAGAGGACGACCCAACACAGCUGGAGUCAGCCCACCACCCCUUCACCGCUCCCCACCCUGAAGAUGCACACCUCCUGGUCUCUCAGCCACAUAAGGUUCGCAGCCAGCAUUAUGACUUGGUCCUAAAUGGGUGUGAAAUUGGAGGAGGGUCAAUCCGUAUUCACAACUCCUCAAUGCAGCAGUAUGUCCUGGAGACGGUGCUGAAGGAGAAUGCAACUCUUCUGUCCCACCUGAUGGAGGCGCUAGACCUUGGGGCUCCUCCUCAUGGUGGGAUCGCAUUAGGGUUGGACCGGCUAGUGUCCAUCAUUGUGGGAGCCCCCAGCAUCAGGGAUGUGAUUGCUUUCCCGAAGUCCUUCCGGGGCCACGACCUCAUGAGUGGUGCUCCGGACUUCGUCUCUGAGGAUGAGCUGCGGCCGUACUACAUCAGCGUGGACUGGCCCACGGGGAAACCUCAGCGCAAGGGAGAAUAGCCAUGCCAGGGGCCCAAAAUCUGCUAUGGCCACCUUGGCUUUUAAUGUUUACUCAGCUGAGGUCUCUCUCCCAAUCGGCCUGCUUUAGAGACCA